AUGCUUGAUUUGGAUCAGCCAGAUCUUUCAGUUAAGGUGAUGCUCCUUGGCGAUAGUUGCACUGGAAAAACUUGUCUCUUGGUUCGUUAUAAGGAUGGGGCCUUUCUUAACAACAACUUCAUUUCGACUGUUGGAAUUGAUUACAGAAAUAAAGUCAUUGAUUUGGAUGAUAAGAAAGUGAAGCUUCAAAUUUGGGAUACUGCUGGCCAGGAGCGAUUCCGUUCGGUGACAGCGGCGUAUUAUCGCGACGCCGAUGCGCUACUUCUCGUCUACGAUAUUGGAAAUCGCACGAGUUUUGAGAACAUCCGGAGCUGGCUCGCUCAGAUCAAGGAGUACGGUAAGGAGAGUGUCAAAGUGACACUAGUGGCAAACAAAUGCGAUUUGGGAAGCUCGCGAAAAGUGAAAUCUGAGGAAGGACGAUCGUUGGCCAAGGCUUAUGGCAUUCCAUACAUCGAGACGAGCGCCAAAACUGGUCAUAACGUUGAUCGAGCAUUCACUGAGAUUGCGAGACGCUUGUUGGCUGCCCAAUUAGGCGAACAAUAUGAAUGCAGCGCGGUUGUCGAUCUGGUUUCGGAGGAAACUGAAAAGAAAUGCUGCUACUACUAUUAA
Molecule: messenger RNA, 609 nt
Organism: Caenorhabditis bovis
Lineage: Eukaryota; Metazoa; Nematoda; Chromadorea; Rhabditida; Rhabditidae
Source: the annotation of a GenBank genome assembly